This is a messenger RNA of Tachysurus vachellii, 2132 nucleotides long. It is a transcript of the gene ewsr1b, whose product is annotated as EWS RNA-binding protein 1b. The transcript is spliced from 16 exons. Bases 1 to 1785 code for a protein of 594 amino acids. Lineage: Eukaryota; Metazoa; Chordata; Actinopteri; Siluriformes; Bagridae. The record is from RefSeq and is a predicted model, not a curated record. Gene Ontology annotation, molecular function: RNA binding; transcription coregulator activity. Gene Ontology annotation, biological process: regulation of DNA-templated transcription. Gene Ontology annotation, cellular component: nucleus.
AUGCGCGUUUCGAUCAUCUUGCUUGCGCGACAACGUUUGAGCCGCGCAUGCGUGCUGGUCUCUUUAUCGGUAGGAGUGAAAAUGGCGUCGGUUACAAAUUACAGUGGCUACAAUCAGGCUGGUGCCCAGCAAGCGUACGGCUCGUAUGCAGCUCAGCCCGCUCAGGGAUACGGACAAACACAAGCACAGGGUUAUACUCAGCAGGACUACGCGUCAUACACCCAGCCCGCUGCUGCUGACUCUGCUUACAGCCAGACGGCCUCCUCUGCUGGAGGAUACACUCAACAGCAGUACGCAGCCUCAUACGGACAAACCACCGCUCCAGCUGCUUACAGUGCUGCUCAGGCUGGAGCGCAGGGCUACACCCAGCCUGCGCAGGCCUACGGGACUAGCAGCUAUACCAGCACCUCCACCACCGCUGCUCCUCCUGCCACUCCGGCAUCUUAUGGCACGCAGCCAGGAUAUAGCGCUCAGUCCGCAUACUCGGGAUACGGCCAGCAAGCUGCUUCGGCUCCUCAGAGUUACAGCAGCAGUUCUCAGUCCGCCUACACCCAGGGAGGCUACCAGGCCCAGCAGUCGGCCUACGGUGGGCAGCAGCAGGCCGCCUACCCUCAAAUCCCACCCCAACAGCCUCCAUCUACUGCCUACCCUCCUCCCAACGGAUCCUACUCUCAGUACAGCCAGCCCGGAGCUUCUCAGGGCAGCUAUGACCAGUCUGGACCCUAUGGUGGUUACGGUCAGGGUGGUGUGAGUGGAGGUUACGGAGGCUCUCAGCCACCCCAGCGUGGAGGCUACCACGGAGACGGCGGUGGUCGUGAUGGCUACGACAGGCCAGGGAUGCGUGGCGGACCUCGAGGUCGUGGCCCGAUGGGUCGUGGCAUGGGCAUGGCUGGAGACAGAGGUGGCUUCAGUAAGCCUGGUGGAGCCUUAAGGGAUGGAAUGGAAGGACACCCAGGUGAGCAGGACGAGUCUGAGAACAGCACCAUCUACAUCACCGGCUUGACCGAGAAGGCCACGCUGCCCGAAAUGGCUGAUUUCUUUAAACACUCUGGCACCAUAAGGAUAAACCGCCGCCUGAACCAACCAGCGAUCAACAUCUACACUGAUAAAGACUCCGGCAAACCGAAGGGAGACGCCACUCUGUCCUAUGAUGAGCCGUCAUGUGCCAGAGCCGCUGUGGAACACUUUAACGGUAAGGAGUUCCAGGGCCGGAGGCUGAACGUGUCGAUGGCACGGAGGAAAACCGUCCCAGGGCUGAUGAGAGGAGGAAUGUCCAUGAGAGGAGGUCCGAACAUGAUGGACCGUGGAGGUAUGAUGGGACGCGGCGGAGACAGAGGUGGGUUCCCUCCCCGUGGAGGUCCUCGGGGUGCCAUGGCCUGGGGAGGGCCACCGGGUGCCAACAACGUCCCAAAGAGAGCUGGAGACUGGGAGUGCCCUAACCCUGGAUGCGGGAACCAGAACUUUGCAUGGAGGACUGAGUGCAACCAGUGCAAAGCUCCAAGACCUGAGGGCAUGGCACCUCCUGCAGGAGGAGGAGAUCGAGGCCGUGGCGGGAUGCUUCGUGGGGGUAGAGGGAUGGAUCGUGGUGGGCCAGGCGGAAUGCGUGGAGGCUGGGUCGGUGAACCCGGAGGCUUUAGGGGCGGCCGGGGUGGAAUGGACCGAGGGGGAUUUAGAGGAGGAAUGCGGGGAGGACCUCCGAUGGACCGCGGAGCGAGGAGAGGAAUGGGACCAGGGAAGAUGGAUAUGAGGGAUCAGCGUCAGGAGCGCAGAGACAGACCGUACUGAAGCAUUUCACCCAUUCACACCGAUGAACGUGUUUAGAAGCUUCUUUUUAAUGGUCUUUUUAAUUCCUAGUCCAUAUUUAUACAUGGUUAUCCACAUUCACAUCUGCCUGUGUGGCUUCAUUAUUACCUUUGAUUUAGGAGUUUAAAUAGAUUUUUUUAUUUUUUUUUGGGUUUAGUGUUUUUUUUUUUUAAAACCUCUUUCAUUUUUCUCUGUACAUUUCUUUAAUAUCGUCAACUUGUUUUGUUUUGUAGUAUUAUAACCACUUCUCUUCUCUACCGCUAUGUACUAUUCAACCUGUUUUUUUUUUGUUUUUUUUUAAAUAAACUUCAGCUGGCUUUACUUUUUAA